AUGAAUACGUCUUCUUCGUGUAAGCAUCGUUGCGCCAGUUUCCACGUCGCGGCCUUUACGGGUCGACUCCACGAAACGGAGACAUGCUUCACGGGAAUGCAUGUCAUGUACCCGGAGCCGGCGUCGCAAUACCACAGCAGUCAGCCCCAGUGCCCGCAGCCAGAGUACCAGCCGGCAGCAUCGCCGGCCUUUCAGCAGCCAGCUAAGAAGCGCCGCUUACUGAGCCCCACACAAACGCAACACCAUAACGGAAUACCACACGCACAGCUUGACAACAGCGGCUACAAGGUCGGCAAACGAGCAGACGGAUUACCUGAUGUUAAGCAAUCAGCGCCGCCCAUGGACACCCGCAACGGAGGAGUUACAAGUGCGUUGCCGACCUUUUAGGGAUUAGGGAUUUGGAGGUUAAGGGAUUGAGGAGGGAUUGAGGGAGGGGAAGGAUUGGGCCUCCGGUAACCUCACUCACACGGCGAAACACAACGCUGUGGUUGUUUCACGCCGGUUUUCUGUGAGGCCGUGGUAUCACUCCGGUCGAGCCGACCCAUUCGUGCCGAAGCAUGGCUCUCCCACACUUAAAGAUGAUAGAUUUAAGCAUACAGAGAUAUAGGGAGGGAAAAAGCGACUUUAUACUAUGUAGUGAUGACACAGGCGUCCUUG
Spodoptera exigua (beet armyworm) is the source of this 657-nucleotide messenger RNA. The record is from the annotation of a GenBank genome assembly. Lineage: Eukaryota; Metazoa; Arthropoda; Insecta; Lepidoptera; Noctuidae.